Messenger RNA from Neurospora hispaniola, 2472 nucleotides. RefSeq lists its product as uncharacterized. The coding region runs from base 1 to 2472 and encodes 823 amino acids. The record is from RefSeq and is a predicted model, not a curated record. Lineage: Eukaryota; Fungi; Ascomycota; Sordariomycetes; Sordariales; Sordariaceae. The transcript has 3 exons.
AUGUUGCGCCCCAUUACGCAUCAUCGAAAUACUAUUCCCUGCGUCGAAAACAAGAUGUCGGUUCUGUCUGCCCUUACCAGAGUCGGACUUGCGCCACUCAACACAUUCAUCAACCCCCCGUUCCCGAUGCAGCAGGCUAUGAUGAUCUGGAAGGCCUGUACGGCAACCGACCCCAUCCAAAUGGACGAAGAUGAUCGCGCAGCAAGAGCUUCCAUCCACGGCAAAAACCUCACGCCAAUUAUGGUCGUUGCAAGCAUCGCGCCUAUUGAGGCCACCACAUCGGAGAUCCCAGCCCCUACCCAGCUGGUCGUGACUCCAGUGACCACUAUCGCUGCGUUCGAAUUUCUCGAGAAUCAAGGUAUGUCGUCCCUUAAACCUGAGACAUACCUGCUUCCAGUUGUGGCUAAUGCUGACAUAUUGAAAGUAUCCAAUGAGCAAGUCAAUGAAAACGCGGUCACUGCCGUUCAGACGGUUGUUGAUUAUGAGCCCAUCCAGGCCACUCCUUCCGGUAACGCCGAGUCAAAGAACAAAGCCGCCCAUAUCAGGACCGACUCUGCGAGCUCUACGUCCUCGGCCACAUCCAAUGUCUCCACACAGACAAGUGACAGCAACUGGUCCCAUUCGACAUCGUCAACCGCAAUCUCCGAAAUCUCCAACAUCCAAGAGACUGGAGAUUGCCUGAAGAAACAAGAAAGCGUCGAACAUCCCAUCACCAUGGAUAAUAACAUCCACGUACUUGCUGUGGUAGUUCCGCCUCCUAUCGAAGAGGCUGUGACUUCUGACACCGGUACUACCACCGUUCACCAACGAGAAGAACCUUCGGACAACGAGGGAGAAUCCGUCUUUGAUCUCAUGGCUCAGGCUGGUGUUGAUGAAGAUCAGAUCACCGAUACCGAGUGGAAUGAGAUCAUGAUGUAUGAAGCCAUCCGACAACGUCGACAAAAGCGUGGUCCAAAGAUGCACUGUCGGGAGAUCUUCAUCGACUUGCCUCCUACCUCCCCAUCAAACUGGCAGCCGGGCUUCGAUACCUCUCAUGACUGGAAUGAGGCGGUGAAGAGCAUGAGCGGCCAACAUGACAACGAAGAAUACAGCAGCAUUCACCUGGAUACCCUCCCUCCUUUCGCUGUGGAGAUCGAAACAGCCAUUCGGUCAAAGAAGGGUCACCAAGUUGAGGGGCCGUCCGGCUUGAUUGCCGCCGAUAAAACACCGAGGAAAUUCAAGAUCCGUUCCGCGCAAAAGGUUGCAGCCUCAUCGCCUGGUGUUCCUGUCCGGAUGUUCCAGAUUGGUGGCAAAAAGAGGCAGGAACGUACUGCCAACGUCCGCCAGUCAAUGGCCGUGCAGCAUAAGGUCAUUCCCCGAAUCAUUGUCACCCAGCCCAGCGAGCCAUCAACCGACCUUGUCGACCACCCCAAGACUGAUCACCAUCAGGCAAACACAUCACUUCUCGAGGUUCCCUCUCAGCAGAACGGCUUCAAUGCUUCUACCCGUAGCCUCCAGGCACCCUUGGCAUCUGAGUUGGACUUGAAGAAAGGCAACUUCGCCCCCUCUUCUUCUCACGGAAAAGAGGAAUGGUUGAACAAAUGGGCCGAGAAGGGAUCAUCGAGCCGUAGGAGGGCCGGAGUGAGGGACAAUGGCGUCCCGGAAGUAAAGGAAUUGAUGCGAGUUGAAGACGGCAGAGUCUUCUUGCCUGCAAUCACCACCAAGACCCCUCGGGCGCGCCGCCUCAAUUGUUUUGGGGAGGACUAUUGCCUCAAUACGCCGAAGUGGCCUGUCUCGGAGUCAUCAGGACUGGAUAAGUGGCGUGAGGAAGACGACGAGAUGUUUGAGCUGUUGGAUGAAAAGGAUGACGUGAACGGAACGAACAGUCAGCUGAAGGAAAACUCCAACCGUACCACUCAGGGGUCGUACCAGCACAGUCGCUGUGAUGUCACUCAUCAUUCUGGCGAGCUUGAUGGUUGGGAUAAUGCAGGGAAGGAGAAGGCGGGUGCCUACCAGGAUGGGAUGGUCACCCAAGCCGGCAAUACCAACAAAAACACCGAUUCUACUACCGACAUUUCACCGGAAAGCAACAACAAACUGAACCAGGCCGCUAUUGUUGCCGACAUGUGCCAGAAGUGGGGUCCCGACCGCUUUGACAGGUGGUGUGAAGAAUAUGCCACUCCCAUCUCGGAAACUAUAUGGAACGAGGCCAGCACAGACCUCGAAGAGUUCUCGGGAGUUCAAAGCGAGCCGGCUUCGGCCCAGGAUCCGGAAGAAGAUGGAGUUGUCCUUACUCCCCGAUGCCACUCCUUCCCGUAUCCCGAUCCUCCCAAACGGUAUCUCCGAACUCGCCGCAGCAUGCAAGCCACCCAGUGCAAGGAUGAGGAUGUGGCGAGGCCGCGCUUGAUGCGCUUAUGGCUGGAUCGCUGGACCGAGAGCCGUGACACCAUGUGCUACGACAGCGACUUCCUCGACUUUGAGGAAGGCGAGUAG